This is a messenger RNA of Oppiella nova, 1068 nucleotides long. The record is from the annotation of a GenBank genome assembly. Lineage: Eukaryota; Metazoa; Arthropoda; Arachnida; Sarcoptiformes; Oppiidae.
GGCAGCACAUGGCUGUCCCCACUCUCAAACACGCGGACCGACAGAUACGGCGGUUCACUGGAAAACCGGAUGCGCUUCGGGUUAGAGACGGCACAGAGAGUGCGGAAAGUCAUCCCUAAAGAGACCCCACUUUUAGUACGUAUUUCGGUCACCGAUUACGGCAACGGGGGAUGGGAUGUGCCACAGAGUGUGGAGUUCGCCAAACGGCUGAAGGCUAUAGGCGUCGAUGUCGUGGACUGUAGUUCCGGUGGAGUCGUCGGAAACGUAGACUACGGGUCCUUCAAUUCGCCGGAAGUGCAGCACAAAGCGGCCGCUACUAUACAACGAGAGGCCGGUAUCCCGACGGCAGCCGUCGGCAAAAUAGUGCAUCCCUUUCAGGCGGAAAAGCUGUUGCAGGAUAACAGUGCGACCCUUAUAUUGAUCGGUAGGGCGUUACUCAAUAACCCCCACUGGGCUUAUGGUGCGGCCGAUGUGUUGGCAAACUCCGAGACCUUUAAAUAUCCCGAUCCCUACAACUGGUGUAUCGGCGCUACAAAGGCAUCCAAGCUGUUCAGUCCCGUGAAACUCGGUGGCCUAACACUCAAGAACCGCAUCGGUGUGUCACCAAUGGUCACGUGGGUAUCGGAGGACGGGUAUGUCAACGACUUUCAACUGGCGCACUACGGCUCGUUCGCCAUCGGAGGGGUCGGCCUAAUAGUAGUGGAGGCGACCGCCGUAGAGGCCAGGGGUCGCAUAACCCCCGCAGACCUGGGUAUCUGGAAGGACGACCACGUGGAGGGCUUGAAACGGUUGGCAACGCUAAUUAAAUCGCAGGGCGCCGUACCGGCCAUACAGUUGGCACACGCGGGCCGUAAGGGUAGCACUCCAGUCAUAGGGAAAGGUGUUAGGGGGGAGACGUUAACGGCUAAGAAUGGGGGCUGGGAUAUCGUGGCUCCCAGUGCCAUAGCCUAUGACGACGACAAGUCUCAAGUGCCCAAAGAGGCCACUCUGGAGGACAUCGAAGUACUGCAGAAAGCCUUUGAAACGGCGGCCAUACGUGCGGUUAAGGCUGGCUUUGAGGGUGCGUAG